Sorex araneus (European shrew) is the source of this 2796-nucleotide messenger RNA. RefSeq names its product ELOVL fatty acid elongase 6 (gene ELOVL6). The coding region runs from base 291 to 1088 and encodes 265 amino acids. Gene Ontology annotation, biological process: fatty acid elongation, polyunsaturated fatty acid; very long-chain fatty acid biosynthetic process; sphingolipid biosynthetic process. Gene Ontology annotation, cellular component: endoplasmic reticulum; endoplasmic reticulum membrane. Lineage: Eukaryota; Metazoa; Chordata; Mammalia; Eulipotyphla; Soricidae. The record is from RefSeq and is a predicted model, not a curated record. The transcript has 5 exons. Gene Ontology annotation, molecular function: fatty acid elongase activity.
CCCCCGCCGCCCGGGGCACCUCGCGGUCGCAAAGCGAGCAAAUUAAUAAAUAAAUAACCGCCCGGGCCGAGCCCGCCCCCCGGGGCCCGGGGAGGUCUCGCGGGCUCUCGCGAAGGGUUAACGCGUCCCGAUCGCACGAGGGGGAGGAGAUUCCCCGCAGCCGAGUGAAAAGCGGGCGAUGGCCCGGCGUGCGGGCACUAAGACCGCCAGGCUCGGCCCCGCGCGGUGCAGGCAGGCGAGCGCGCGCAGCACGCACAGAGCGCACGCGGCGACUCCGAAGCGCGGCCCCGAUGAACAUGUCAGUGCUGGCGCUGCAGGAGUACGAGUUCGAGAAGCAGUUCAACGAGCAUGAAGCCAUCCAGUGGAUGCAGGAGAACUGGAAGAAAUCGUUCCUGUUUUCCGCCCUGUACGCUGCCUGCAUCUUCGGCGGUCGGCACCUGAUGAACAAGCGGGACAAGUUUGAGCUGAGGAAGCCCUUGGUCCUCUGGUCACUCAGCCUCGCGGUCUUCAGCAUCUUCGGUGCUCUUCGAACUGGUGCCUACAUGCUCUACAUCCUGAUGACCAAAGGCCUGAAGCAGUCCGUGUGCGACCAGAGCUUCUACUACGGGCCCGUCAGCAAGUUCUGGGCGUACGCCUUCGUGCUGAGCAAGGCGCCCGAGCUCGGCGACACCAUCUUCAUCGUCCUGCGGAAGCAGAAGCUGAUCUUCCUGCACUGGUACCACCACAUCACUGUGCUCCUGUACUCCUGGUACUCCUACAAGGACAUGGUGGCGGGCGGCGGCUGGUUCAUGACCAUGAACUACAGCGUGCACGCCGUGAUGUACUCCUACUACGCGCUGCGCGCCGCGGGCUUCCGCGUGUCCCGCAAGUUCGCCAUGUUCAUCACGGUCUCCCAGAUCCUGCAGAUGCUCGUGGGCUGCGUGGUCAACUACCUGGUCUUCCACUGGAUGCAGAGCGACCAGUGCCACUCGCACUUCCAGAACGUCUUCUGGUCCUCGCUCAUGUACCUCAGCUACCUGCUGCUCUUCUGCCACUUCUUCUUCGAGGCCUACAUCGGCAAGGUGAAGGCGGCCCGCAAGGCGGAGUAGGCGGGGGGCCCCCGCCGAGGCCGCCGCCGCAGCUCAGGGUCACCCCGAAACACGACCGGCACGAGAGACACGGCACACGGAACCCACCACGGAAGCCCGGGGGGUGGACGCGGAACCCCAGGCGGCCGGGGCCGGGGGCGGGGGCGGGGAGGGGGGGUAGGUUGGCUGAGCCCAGUAAGUUGAUGACCCUGUCCGGGUGAGGACUCGCUGUGGAGACCACCUCCGCCCCCAGAGACUGCGGCCCCGCGGGCCCCGCCCUCUCCGCCAGCGCUAGGACACCAGAGAACAGAGCGAGCAGACGCGGAGAGAGCCGGAAGGCCCCCCCAGCCGGGAACACUCUAUGGAAAGAAAAGAAAGGAAAAAAAAAUGUAUUUACUAAGUGUUCUAUUUCUCUGAGGAUCAAAGAAGUUUACUUAAAACUGCGAGCACAUACGCACACGCAGACGCCCGCACGCACACACACACACUCACACACAGACAUGCACACGCGCACACACACACAGUCCUUUCUGAUGCUCUUCGACACGAAACCGGAGCCAGGAGCCAAGAUGCGACACGGAAGUGGGGACAGGGUGCAGGUGUAGACGGAUCACGCUCUCACCGGAACGCAAGCCUUCUCACGGCCACGUGGGCCCCGUCCCCCCGAGCGUCCCCCACCCCGUGAGCAUCGCUCUCGGUGUCCCGGGGCCACGGGAAGGAAGGACGCGCGGCCCGGGCCCUGGGUCAGCGCGGACCAGGCCUGGGUCCAGGCGGGCAGGGAGGCCACCCGGCCCCACGUGCUCAGACCCACCCCCUCCCCCCCCCGGCGGAAGCCUGUGGCACAGUCCAUAUUUUCUAUAUUUUUGUGAAUCUCAAAAGAAACCCGCAGGGCCCUCCUGGUCUGGGGUGAACACUGUGUUUCCUGCCCCCUGCGCCCGCCGCGGGCAGGGGUGCUGAAGUGCCCUCUACUGGCCAAGUGGAGAUACUCCGACAAACGCCUCUUGGCGAGUUGGGUUGCGACAAUUGGCGACAAAGGGCCCCUUCCUCGACUAUUCUCCACAGUAGAAAACACUCGUCCUCCUUUUUUUUUUUUUUUCUUCUCCUUUUUUGGGCCAAAUCAGAAGACAUAUCUUCUCGCUUCAAAAGGGAUUUUGUUUUGCUCUAGAACUCAGAUAAAUUUAUUAAGAGCCAUAUUCUUUAAGGAAAAAAAGAAAAAGCUAGAUAAUAUUACAUGUGAUAUUUCAAUCCUUUACAAGCCAAAUGUGUAAAUGUUCCUAGUAUUUCAAAAAAAAAAGGUAAUUACGUCAAGUUGUUCAAUGUGAUAUACUAGUAUUCUAAUUGGUUUCGUAGCUUAAUGAUUAGACAAACUAGGUGAAAAGUUGUAGGGGCUUCACGACACCGCCUAGAUUAUCCAUGCAUAGCCGCAGACGCACGUGGAUGGGGCACGCUGACCUUCAAAGCCCAAGUGAAUAGAAACCUAUUUUCUGAUUAGCAGAAAAAAAGAAAAAAAGAUACUGUUGUUUAAAAAAAAAAAAUCUUAUUUGCUUUAUUUGAAAGUGUACAGAAAAGGGAUUUUUUCAAAAUUAUUUUUAUAUUAUUUUAGCUUUACUCAGAUGCUGUCAUUCAUGAGACAGGGCCGCUCGGCCUCUCUGCCGGAGAUGACACAGGCUUUGUCUGCAUCUCGUCCAUGUGUGGAACCUGAGAGAAUAAAGCUGUAUUCCAUUCUGUG